AUGGACCUCCUCCAAUCCGUCCGCAAGUCCGGCUCACGCGGCGGCGUGAAUUUCAGCUGGGACGAAGUCAAAUCCUCUCAACACCGCGAGAACUAUCUCGGCCACUCGCUCAUGGCGCCCGUGGGCCGCUGGCAGAAGAAUAAGGACCUAGGUUGGUAUGCCAAGGGGGAGGAUGCGGAGCUUACGGAGGAGGAGAGGAGGGUUAAAGCUGAGGAGGCGAGGAGGGCGGAGGUCAAGAAGGUGAAGGAGGCGGAGGAGGAUGCUAUGCUACGCGCUAUGGGGUUGCCGGUACCGGAACGGGGUGGAGAGGGGCAGGGGGAGGGGAAUGGGAAUGCGAAUGCGAAUUUGGAGCCGUUAGGGUUGAGUCGGGAGAAGCAGGGGGAGGUUAAUAAGGCUUUGAGGGAGGCUUUGGGGGAUGAUGAGAGAAAGGAGGAGGAGGGGGAGGGAGGGAAGGGUAUGAAGUCGAGGGAGGAGAGGAGGCGGAGGAGAGAGGGGAGUCGAGAGAGGCGACGGGAGCGAGAUCAUGAGGACGAUAGGGCUGUGAAGCGGAGACGCAGGUCGAGGUCGAGGUCGAGGUCACGCGGGCAUGAUCGGGAGAGAAGGCAUAAGCAUAGGCAUAGUGUGCGGUCACGGAGUCGAUCGAGGGAGCGCAGACGUGACAGGUCGCGGAGUCGAGAGCGUAGACGGAGCUUUGCAGAUCAAGAUAGGAGAAGUAGGGACUAUGAUGGUCGUAAGAGGAGUCGCAGUCGAAGUAGAGAUCGUGAAAGGAGACACCGACGUGAUCGCACCAGAUCUCGAUCGCGGUCGCCAUACAACAAGGACAGACGGAGGCGCAGUGAUGAGCAAUGA
Recurvomyces mirabilis is the source of this 849-nucleotide messenger RNA. RefSeq lists its product as uncharacterized. The record is from RefSeq and is a predicted model, not a curated record. The coding region runs from base 1 to 849 and encodes 282 amino acids. Lineage: Eukaryota; Fungi; Ascomycota; Dothideomycetes; Mycosphaerellales; Teratosphaeriaceae. The transcript has a single exon.